Messenger RNA from Suillus paluster, 6026 nucleotides. RefSeq lists its product as uncharacterized. Lineage: Eukaryota; Fungi; Basidiomycota; Agaricomycetes; Boletales; Suillaceae. The coding region runs from base 62 to 5947 and encodes 1961 amino acids. The record is from RefSeq and is a predicted model, not a curated record. Gene Ontology annotation, cellular component: nuclear pore. Gene Ontology annotation, molecular function: structural constituent of nuclear pore. The transcript has 18 exons. Gene Ontology annotation, biological process: mRNA export from nucleus; protein import into nucleus.
CAUUCAAGUCACUACAUUCACUGAAAUUCAGUGGCUCUAGCUCUCGUCUUCUCCCUAUCAUAUGGUGGGCACAAGGCGAAAAAGCAAGGCAGCAGCUGCCGCUGCCGUUCAGCACGACCACGACGGGGCAUCUACCCAAGGCACAGACGAGUUUCAUCCACCACCACUAUUCAGCGUCCCAAUACCUACCGACAUUGAUGUCGAGGCCCUUUCAAGCUUGAUACGGAUACAAGAUGUCUCAUUUGCUACGCCAACCCCGGAUACGAUAGUAUCUGUCUACAGAUUGCUACUCGAAAAAGUCGCAGAAACUAAUACCACUCAACGGGACCUCGAGGACGCGAGAGCCGAGGUAGAUCGUAGAGAAGUCGAAUUAGACCAGGCUUAUCAAGACGGGGAGAACAAGGCCAAUGCCCUUGAAAUUUCGCUUGAAAAUGUUCAGAGCCAGCUUGCAGCCGCGAGGCACGAAAAGGAGCAAUUGGCUGCAUCGAAGAGUAGUCUAGAAGCACAGAUUUCAAAUCUUAGCACGUCGCAAUCUACCUCGUCGACCGAACUCGAUCAAUUGAAACACCGCGUCGAGGACUCUGAACGCGAAAAACGUGACCUCAUUGGUGUGGUAAAUAGAUUGAAGGAGGAUGCAACUCAGCGCGACGAUGAGGUGCAAAGCUUACGCAACAGCCUCCGACAAGCACGUCAAGAACACCAAAUGCAGGAAACUCAAGUCCGCGAGCUUCGCUCAUCAGAAACAUCCAACAAGUUCAAGAUCGACUCCCUGACGCAGCAAUUCCAACUCGCACAAUCCGAAGUCGAGCGUGCUACCGCCGAGUUAUCCUUCAAAAUCGAAGAACACGCCAAAUACCGACGCACGAAACAUGCUGAGUUCGCGACUCUGCAGGGCGCACACGACGCACUCACUCAACAACACUCAGCAUCGGAGAGUGCAUUCAAGGCACUCCAGAGCGCGCACUCAUCACAGGCUCAUCAACUCACGCAGUCUCUUGCACGCGUGCAGGAUCUGACUGGACAGCUCGCAGAACAGGAAGCAGCGUUCACCAGUGAAGCAUCCGGACUGCGACGACUCGUAAACAUCAUGGAAGAGCGUGAGAAACAAGCGAAGGAGAUCGUUGAAGGCAUUGAACGCGAGUGGGCAGGUGUUGGAGAACGUGCGGAACGACGCGAGGCAGCUCUGCAAGCCGAAGUCGAGAAGGAGAAACGGGCUCGAGAAGAGGCGGAGCGCAGGGUGGACCAACUUGAGACAGUCGUAGAGCGCAUGAACCGUGGCGAGUUGCCUGUCGCCACCCGCGGAACGCCCGUUCCAGGAACUCCAGCCACGCCCGCCCGUAACCUUGCGCAAGAGUCCAGAAUGGAGGGUAUCCUCGGUCUGAGCCCGACGGUCGCAAUGGUCAGCAGGGCGCAGAAGACUGGCAAGACGUUCACCGAGGUUUACGCCGACUACGUACGCUUGCAAGACGAACUAGCGAAGAAGUCAUCCGAGUAUGACCACAUGGACAGAACUCUGUCUGCAGUGUUAGCUCAGAUUGAAGAACGGGCCCCCAUUCUGUCGCAACAACGGGAAGAGUAUGACCGCCUGCAAUCUGAGGCUGCACAACUUGCCUCGCAACUCUCAACAGCGCUUGCCGAACGUGAAGCUAACGCAAAUGCAUUCCAAGAAGCCUCGCAGAAGUUGAAGAAGUCCCACUCAGAGAACGAACUUUUGCAACGACAACUGGAUGACCUUGGUCGUCAAGUACAGACUCUGCUUAAGGAUCUCGAGCGACGCGCAGACCCGUCUUUGCCCACGGACGCGGAGAUGGAAGAUAUGGAGCCCCUACCAGCUGAAAAUAUCGACGCCGUCAUCACGAAUAACCUCGUACUCUUCCGCAGCAUUGGUGGGUUGCAAGAUCAGAACCAGAAGCUACUCAAGAUCGUACGUGAACUCGGCGCAAAAAUGGAGGCUGAAGAGCGGGAGUACCGUGAAGCUCUUGAGCAAGAGCAGAGUGAAGCUGUGAGAGAGGCACACGAGGCAAUUCAGGAUCUGGCCACACAACUUGAGAGACAGAAGAAGAGCAGCGACAUGACUAUCCAGGCGUACAUGAAGGAGCGAGAUGCGUUGAAGGCCAUGCUUGCGCGGGCUGAGCGUUCAGGACCGCAUGCGGGCCUUAACGGCGAUGUUAACGGCGUUGCUGGGCCAAUCCAAAAUGAUCUAGCUGCGGAACUUGAAGAUGUGCAAUCUCAGUUUGAGGCUUACAAGGCCGAGAUGGGCAUGGACUCUGUGAAGCUUCGAGAGGAGUUACAGCAAGCGCAUCGCGAACUCGGGCAGGUCAAUGUUACGCUUGCCAAGGCGAAUGCAAAGAUCGAAUAUCUCACUGACCGCCACCGUAUGAGCCAAGACGAAACUGCCUUACAUACCCGCGAUCUCGACAGCUUGACGAAGCGUAAUCAGCAGCUCUACGACCAAUACAUUCGGAUUGAUAUUGAAUGCAACCGAGCCCAGCAGGAGCUAUCGUUAGCUAACAGCCGCGUCGAGCAGUUGCGCAAUGAGAAUGCUAACCUGCGUGCAGAGAAGAAAAUAUGGGAGUCUGUCCAAGUCCGCCUAACGCAGGAGAACAAGACCCUUUCCGUGGAACGUUCUCACUUGUCUGACCUUAUGGCUAAUGUGCAGAGGAUGCACGGCGACCUUGAACGAUCGGGAGAAAAUGACCGCCGGCGUUUGGAGAGCCAAAUCCAGAUGAUGGAGGGCCAGACGCAAGACAUGAAAGUUCAACUCUCGCAAGAGCGUGACGCAGUCCGCCACGUCACGCUUCAGAAGGAUAUCGACCUAAAGGACCUACAAACCCGCUUGGACAAGACGACCGAACAGCUAUCUCAAGCUCGGGAGUCUCUCGUCGGUGCAGAAACCAGCAAAGUUCACCUCCAAGAACGCGUCGACCAGCUUACACGCCAGCUACAAGGUAACGAGGAGAAACUCGCCGUGUACGAACGUCGACCAUCAGUCGUCAAUGGCGCCGUUGCUGCUACUGAGCAAGACCUCCCUCGUGAGCAGCAACUCGAGCAAGAAGUCGCAGAAUUGCGGUCUGCGUUGAAGGUUGCUCAAGUCGAUCUCGCAGCUGCCCGUAGUCACAUGCAGCAAUUCCAAGAGAUCUCUCAAGCCAACGAAGUUGCUCUGUCCGCGCUGAAUGCUACGCACGAUCAAUACAAGACUGAGACUGAGGCGCAGAUUUCGAAGAAUGAGCUGGAGUACAAGUCGCUUCAAGAUAAACUACGCGGCAUUGAAGAUGACUUGCGACAGUCUGCUGGCAAGUUCUCUGAACUUCAACGCACGUUCGAGUCGGAGCGGCAGGUUUGGACCAGUGAUAAGAAGACCUUGGAGGAUACCAUCAUCGACCUUAGCACCUCUGAGAAGACCUCUGAGAGUGACCGCACUACUCGCGAGAAUGAAGUCCGCCAACAGGAGGAAAGAGCACUUGCCGCAGAAGAUAGAUACUCGCGCGAAGUCAUCGUUCAUGCGGAGUCGAUCAAGACCAUCGAGACCCUCAAACAGCAACUCACCGUCGCUCAGGCUACCUCUAGGGAGAACCUGGCAGAAGCUGCGAAUGCUCAAGCUAAGCUGGCAGCGUCUGAGGGCAGCUGGAAACAGCAGAAAGAGGCGUUGGACAAGGAAAUUACCGAUCUCAAUGCACGCUGCAAGGAUCUGGCAGCACAGAAUGCUCUUCUGCAUCAACAUCUCGAGACUGUCAGCACGCAAGCCACCCGCAUUCGUCAGGCUGCGGACUCAUCUACUACCGAGGCUACCGGUGACGCAGAUGUUGGUGGCGAUGUGGAUACGAAGGUGUCGGAGCUCAGAUCUGUGGUGGCUUACCUGCGCAAGGAGAAGGAGAUUGUUGAUCUCCAGCUCGAGCUCAGUAAACAGGAGAACGUUCGCUUGAAAGCUCAAAUCGAGCACCUGACUCAGAAUUUACAAGAAACCAGAGCGACUCUUGCUGAGGAGCGAGAACGGGCGAUGGAAGCGGCGACUUCAGAUGCCCAGCACGCUGAGAUGUUGGAGAGGAUCAAUCAGUUCAAUAUUCUUCGAGAAAGCAACGCCACCCUCCGCACUGACUGCGAGACUUAUGCUAAACGUUCUCGCGAGCUCGAUGUUAAAUUACAGGCGUUGUCUGCAGAGCUUGAACCCGCAAAGGAACAGGCUCGUGUUGCACAAGCAGAGCUCCGAGCUCGAGAUGCACAGAUCACGCGUCUUGAGGGUGAGAGCCGCCGUUGGCAAGAACGCAACGCGCAGUUGCUGAGCAAAUAUGACCGUACUGAUCCUGCUGAGAUUCAAACCUUGAAAGACGAAAUCGAAACUCUGAAGACUCAGAAAGCUGAUGCAGAGAAACUGGCUGCAGAGCGUGAAGAGCAAACAAAUAGUAUCCAAGCCCGGCUCACACUUCUCGAGACCAACUUCAGACGUCACAAGGAUAACAACACGAAGAGUGUAGACAGCUUCAAGAAUAGGCUUGGGUUCCUGAACACCCAAAAUUCUCAGCUCAAUGAUACCAUCAAACAGCUCGGGGGCGAAAUCAAGACCCUGACAGCCGAACGGGACGCAUUGCGCACCGCCUCGGCACCUGAUGCGUCGCAGCAGUUGAACUCCCAGUUGGAGACACUACGGCAAGAGAAGGCAUUUUUGGAGCAAGCGCUGGCAAACGAAAAAGCUGCGAAGGUCCAGGCACUUGCCGAAGGUUCAUCAGAUCAAGCCGUGCUCAUCGCUUCCCUCAAGGAGGAACGAGACAGACUUUUUGCAGAAAAGGAGGCUUUGAGCAAAGCUUCCGCAGCUGCACCUGGUCUACCUUCUGAUACUGCAAGCCCGUGGGAGUCGGAGAAGCUUGAACUCGUAAAGGCGCGAGAUGAGGCGUUGACGCGUGCAAAUGCGGCAGAAGAGUUGGCGAAAAAGGCAUCCGAAGACACCAGGAAUCUCCGUCAAUCCAACGAUAAAUUCCAGGCUAGGAUUCAGACAAUGCUCCAAGCCAGGGAAAGGGUGAACUCGGAGCAAGCUGCUGUCGUCUCCGCUGCUGUUGAGAAGGCGAAGAGUGAAAUAGCUGCAGGCAGUACUUCUGCAACCACCGAGGAACUCUCGAAAAAGCAUGCUCAAGAACUCGAGGCUCUGCGAGCUCAGCUGACUGCCCAGCACGAGACGGCCCUCAAGGCAGCAGUCCACGCUGCCAAAGCGGAGUCUGCUACUUCUUCUUCCGACGAGUCAACGAAAGCUGCUAUCGCUGCUGCCAUCGCUGCUCAUGACGCAGAGCUCCAAGUUCGACAUCGCGCGGAAUUGGAUGCGGCGACCGAGGGAGGUAGAUUAGAACAAUCGACGAAGCUUAAGAUCAAAGAUAGUCAGCUUAUUCGCUCUCAAGCCAGGCUCAAGGACCUGGAAGCGCAAGUGUUGGAGUGGCGAAAGAUUGGUUUGAUACCCGAGGCUCCGCCACCGCAAACACCCACAGCGUCGACCUCCAAGGCACCACCCGCCCCAGCUACUGUUGCAGCCUCUACUUCACAACCAGCUACCGCCCCCACUCAAUCAGCAACUGCACCAAGUGCAACGCCUGUGAGGCCUGUCGCCUCAGCCCCAGCAGGUCAACCUGCAGCUGCUAGUGGAGAAAAACUGCCCACCAGCGGUGCGGUGUCACUUGGCGUCCCCAGAGGUGGCCGAGGCAGAGUUGCACCGCGCGGCGCUGGGAGAGGUAUCACUAUCCGAGGUGCAGCUCCUGGUCGGGGUGGCGCUCCACCCCCAACUGCAGCUACCUCCAGUACUACCUCCAGCACUGCAGGGGUGUCUAUCAUCGGCGCAGCUAGCAAGCGGAGUCGAGAAGAAGAUCUAGCUGCCCCUGAUUCUCUGGCGAAGCGGAUAAAGCCUGCAGCGGAGACCAUCACCGCUCCAAAACCCCCUGUUAUUCUCCGUCGCCAGCCUCCACCAUAGCUUGACUCGCAGUAGUGUAGUACGGACUUGCAUUCCAUCAUGACUUAUGUAUCAAUAUCCCACUUGUCGAUUCACAAUU